AUGAGUAUAGACAGUUCUCUGAUAGAAAAAGAAUCUCCGCCUGACUACGUGACGUUCCGUAAAGGUGUAGCUGAUCAAAAUGUGUUGGAUCUACGCAAUGAAUUUCAUUCUUUCCAAGAGAAGAUAAUGGCAUCAAUGAAGGAGUUCUUCGACAAACAGAAUAAUAAAAUAACCAAGUUCAUUGAAGAUUUCGAAGAAUUGAAGACUUCAAUACAAUUUAUUAAUGACAAAUACGACGAACUAAAAACCCAAACCGAAGAGAUCAGCAGUCGAUUAUUUGAAUUAGAAAAAAUAUAUAAAUCGUCCCAAAACAAAGACGAUCUGAUUAUGGAGGUAGGAAACAAGCUUGAUAUUUUAGAGCUUAAUUCACGCCAGUGCAACAUUGAAAUUGUUAAUCUUCCAGAAAAACGAAAUGAAAAUUUAAUUUCGAUUAUAGAAAACGUAGCUGCUGUCGUCAAACACCCAAUUAAUAAAUACGACGUCGUCGCAAUUCAUCGUGUACCUCAGUUUAAUCCUAAAAGUGGGCGCCCUAAGAAUGUUAUUGUUAAGUUUGCGAGUCGGAUGUUACGCGAUAGCUUUCUUUCAGCAGCUCGCAAAGAGAAAAGUUUAACAACAGAAAAACUGCAAAUGCCCGGAACUAUACACAAGUUAUAUUUUAAUGAGCACCUGACUUUAAAAAGAAAAAUUUUAUUUCGUGAGGUUCGGGAAACUGCUAAGAAGAAUGGUUUCAGAUACACUUGGAUUAAGCACGGCAGCAUCUUGGUGCGUGCAAACGAUACUUCUCCUGUUCUCAGCAUUCGUUCUAGUGAAGAUCUUUCAAAAAUCAAAUCGAAGAAUUGUCCAGUUAACUAA
This is a messenger RNA of Parnassius apollo (apollo), 852 nucleotides long. The record is from the annotation of a GenBank genome assembly. Lineage: Eukaryota; Metazoa; Arthropoda; Insecta; Lepidoptera; Papilionidae.